GCUUAGAACAGCGCACGAGGCGAGCAGGGCUGACCGUGCGCUUGUGUGUGUGUGUGUGUGUGUGUGUGUUUUUUGUUUCUUUUUUUGGGGGGGGUGGUGGGUUUCUCCCGGUGGGGACCGUAGAGUAGAGUUGAGUAGACCGCAGAGGCAUAACGGCACACCGCAGACAUACACAGUGUACUCCGGGGACAGUCUCGGUGGGAGAGAAGGACUGUGUGCGGCGGCGGACACGAGCAGAGAGGGGGACGCGCAUACCAGAGACUAUCACAACGAAAUACAUUGUCGCUCCAAAGCGGCGGACUGACCGCUAAACCUGCUCUCUAGUAUCCCGAGAACAAACACCGCACACGGGGGCGGUGUGGUGAGGAGUGACAGGAGGCAACAUGGUGGAUUACUAUAACGUCCUGGGAGUGCCCAAAGGAGCCUCUCAGGAGGACAUCAAGAAGGCGUACAGGAAACUGGCGCUGAAAUGGCAUCCAGACAAAAAUCCUGACAACAAAGAGGAAGCAGAGAGAAAGUUCAAAGAAUUGUCAGAGGCUUAUGAAGUCCUAUCUGACACGAGUAAGCGUGAUGCAUAUGACAGAUAUGGAAAUGACAAAGUACGACACACAGGUUCCUCCAGCUCAGACUUUUCAUCAGAUUUCCCAGGAUUCACCUUCACAUUCCGCAACCCAGAUGAUGUUUUCAGGGAGUUUUUUGGUGGCCAAGAUCCUUUUGCUAACUUUUUUGAUGACUUCUCAUCCUUUGGAGGCUCGUCCUCUCGCCCCGGCCCCGGUCGCUUCUUUUCUUUUCCUUCAGCACGAGUUGAUUUUACCUCCUUCUCCUCUUCCUUGGGUGGUCUGGAUGGGAUGGACAACAUGGGCGGAGGGAUGGGCAACUUCAAAUCAGUUUCUACCUCCACUCGCAUCAUAAAUGGCAAACGCACCACCACCAAAAAGGUAAAGGAGAAUGGGCAGGAGAGAACAGAGAUUGAGGAGGAUGGGGUGUUAAAGAGUGUCCUAAUUAAUGGUGUGGAGGAUGAAAUGGCCCUCGCACUGGAGCUGAGCCGACGAGAGGGAAAGACCCGCCCCUCACCUCAGAAGCCACAAAUCCAAAACAGAUCACCUGCCGAUUCUGGCCUAUCCCACCCCAGCCCUCACUCUGCACCUACACACCGGUCACUUAGCUCAGCUCCCUGCUACAACUACGGGCUUACGGGCAGCAGCGAGGAUGACGACGAAGAUGAAGAACUGCAGGUGGCUUUGGCAUGCAGCCUGUCAGAAAUGGAAGCCAAGCAGAGAGCAGCUGCUACCAACUUCAUAUCAGGUGCUGGGGGUGUGGGCAGAGCCAUGAGUGGCAAAACUGGUGGCCAAAAAGGAGGCGGGGUUGUUAAGACGACACAUUUUAAUGUGGCUAAUACUGAAAAGGUGGUUGCAGGGGAGAGAGAUGAAGAGGGGCAGUUUAAAAUGGGCUCCGGGCCUGAAACUGGGUGGGUAGUGGUGGGAAACGGAACCAGGGAACCAGACUUCUCUCCUGAAUCAUCCACAACUGACAACACUACGCCACUAAGCCAGAGCAGUGAAGAGGAGUUUAAACCUGCCGUGAAAAAUAAUGAUGGCAGUGUGAAAAAGAAAAAGAAGUGUGGGUGUAUUAUCUGCUAAUGCGGUGUGUGUGUGUGUGUGUGUGUGUGUGUGUGUGUGUGUGUGUGUGUGUGUGUGUGUGUGUGUGUGUGUGUGUGUGUGCAUUUGCAAUGUUUUUUAUAAUUGCCUCAGUGUUCAGUCUUUAAUGUUAUGUGAUUGCCAAACUCUUGAUUUGAGUCAGUGCCUCAUCUGAUCUUGAGGCGUUUAUCCAGUUUUAACACCUCUCAAAGAGAGAGUGAGUCAACUUUGACAGGGUGCCAACAGUGACAAUCCCAUAUAAUUUGACAAUAUACAGCUAUAAGAUCAAAUCGAUUGUGUAGCAAUAGAGAGGAUUGUUUCUGAAUGGAUGUGAAUUAGCCAAAUAUUUAUGCAGAUGGAAAAGAGUGGGAUUCAGAGGAAUUUAGAUGUGGCCAAGUUGGUAUCGAUUUAAAUCCCAGUAAGGGCAGAGUGUUGUGUGUGUGUGUGUGUGUGUGUGUGUGUGUGUGUGUGUGUGUGUGUGUGUGUGUGUGUGUGUGUGUGUGUGUGUGUGUGUGUGUGUGUGUGUGUGUGUGUGUGUGUGUGUGUUUGGGUCAGCUGAAACCCCCAUAGAAGUUUCUCAGUCUGACUCUCUGGCAAAGGGAAUUUAUAAGAACUGUGGCACAAGCCCAGUCUAAAAUAACAGAUCAAAAUCAAAAGCCGGCCAAGGAACCUACGUGAAAGAAAAAGCUUGUUUUAAAAAAAGGAUUGGUGUUUAUUGGUCACCAAUCCUUGAUAGUUAUAUUUUAUAAUAUAGCUGAUAGUUAUAUUUUAUAAUAUAUAUAAAACAAAAAGUAGUUGAAGCACUGACACACACUGUGCAAAUACACUUUGUAAAUACCCUCCGGCAUCCCAGUCUACCCAAUUUAUCAACCCAGUAGCACAGCUUCUACACUGUUGCAAAGUUUACAAUAGUAAGGAUCGAAUGUAUCAUUCAUGUACAUGCCUUGGCCUUUAUACCCUUACUGAAAUAUCAAGACCAGGUUUGGUCAGAUUGUAGGUUGGGGGGGGGCAGCACUUUAUGAAUGAAGUUGGAGCACAGUGUACAAUGUGUACAGCAUUAUGAAUGAUUGUGAAGCACAGUUACAAUUAAUCAUUCUAUAAUUAUUUUGAUAUUUUGAUCCUUUGGGUGCCUUUGCAUGUUUUAACUACUUUGCUAUGUGCUUUAAUUCCUGCUGCAAAUGUGGCAGUUAGAAAAACAACUAAUGUAUGUAAAGCAAAGCAAAUGUCAAAGCUAUAUAAUAGAGAUCGAGAGUGUGUGAGUGGUGUCCUGAGAGUACGAGUGGUUGGAAUUAAAUUGCAUUUAAAUGGCUGUGCGAAUGUUUAAAAAUAUGGAGCUUCAUCUCCAAAUCAAUGCUAAGUUUUGAGUUCCCUUUGAGUGGUUUGAACUGCCAGGGUAGGGGAAGUACUUAAGCUGUGUUACACUUCUAUCAACAUCUGUUGAGCAAAACACUAAACCCCACCUGCUCCAGUUUAGCUGAGGUGUGCAAAAUUACACAGACUGUCGACUGUGUUUAAGAUUGCAUUACUAGUUGAAAUAAGUAUUAAUAAUCUGCUUUCACUUUAAAAGAUAACUGUCAUCACUGGCAAAAGUUAAGCACAGCUGUAACACAUUAUCAUUUUUAAAAUAUUCAAAUAAGUAUUGUAUUCUCUGAGUUGCAUGUCAUUUAUCCUCUCCAAACCUUUAUUGCGUAUGGAGAGAGAAUGACAAAGAGGCAGAUGGUUCCUCUUACAAAUAUUUAUAUCCGCCUGUAUUAUUUGUACUACAUUAAACUGCCAUGUGUUUUUGUCAUUUUUAUUUUCAGAUUGUUGAAAGGGAAAUAACAAAUAAAGAUUGAGCUGAAGAGGAUAGUUGGGAUUUUUGAUUUUUGAUUUCAGAAUAUGGCAGUAAUGGUUCUGUAUUUUCCACUAGUUGUCACUGAUUUCACACUAUACUAGUACUACCGUUACUACUAAAUUAACAACAAUACAUACAAUACAAUCUCUAAAGCAAACCAUUAAAAAAAAAAGAAAUGAGUGCUUAAAAUUUAAUUAAAAAUGAAGGGCUAAAAGAACUUGAUCAGUAUUUUUACAUUUGAUUUCACUUGGUUUGUUGUUCAAGCAACGUGUCCCUAUUUACCUACCAUACUGACCCUUUACACUCUUUACAUUGAAGUCUGUUCCUCAUCCCUCUGAGUUUCACCUGUUUUCAGUGCAAACUAAGUUGUUUUAAGAUUGUCCUUGCAACUAUUAGCUUGAUAAGAAAGAAGACGUUGUUAAUUAAUAUCUCAAAAUCAAAUUUUUCUCUUUUUUGGUAAAGAACAAACAAACUGCCAUGUAAAUGUUCAUGUAGAGCUAUCCUGCAUCUUAUCAAAAUUUGAAAUAGCCACAGAAUAUUAUUUCCCACUUUGUUAUCAUAGGAUACGUGUUAUCUUACUUACCGAUUUGCUUUUAUCACCUUCUAAUGCCUAUCUUGCAUUGUCAUGUAAUGAUCUUAUAUUUGCUGUAAAAAGAUCUCAUUGUGACAUCAAAGAUUAUUAUUAUUUUUUAUUCUUAAUGUGACCCACACUUUAUUGUACCUGAUUAUUUGGACUGCGGUUGGAAUUUUCUGUCUUAC
Molecule: messenger RNA, 4230 nt
Organism: Anoplopoma fimbria (sablefish)
Lineage: Eukaryota; Metazoa; Chordata; Actinopteri; Perciformes; Anoplopomatidae
Gene: dnajb2
Product: DnaJ heat shock protein family (Hsp40) member B2
Exons: 9
Coding region: 384-1640 (418 amino acids)
Molecular function (GO): Hsp70 protein binding
Source: RefSeq, a predicted model, not a curated record